Pisolithus orientalis is the source of this 857-nucleotide messenger RNA. RefSeq lists its product as uncharacterized. Bases 161 to 814 code for a protein of 217 amino acids. The record is from RefSeq and is a predicted model, not a curated record. NCBI's taxonomy places the organism in Eukaryota, Fungi, Basidiomycota, Agaricomycetes, Boletales, Pisolithaceae. The transcript has 3 exons.
GUAGGGGAAAACCGGUGUCACGGCCAUACGUGCCAUUGGCACUCAUCGAUUGUCUUCAAAGUCCAGAGCCUUGAAAUGGCAAUCUCGUUCAAGAUAUAAAGCACGAAUGACCUGGCACUCAGACUCAUAACCUACAAACACAGAUCACCAAACAACAGCUAUGGCAUCAGAACGCGUCCUCCCUCGAGUCGUCCCUCUUCCUGUCUGGACAUCGUCACGCCUCAAUUCUCUCCUGCGAAGCGAGACGACGGAUAGCUUCAACAGGAUUUUUGACGCUACUUUCGCCCAAGACCUCGAAGUCGUCCUUAAUGGGAAGACUCUCACUCGCGACGAGUACAAGAAGGUGUUACUCGGGCAGAGUGGGGCGGGACCCUCGGCAAUCACAGACGUGCAUAUUGAGGGAGAGACGGUAGUCAACCCAAUCACUUCUGAAGAUCGAAUGGGAGGCUUCGUUGGCAUGUUCUACACACUUACGAGCAUCUCCAAACGUUUCUUUGUGCUCGGCGCACCUGCGAGGCACAAGGACGUCUCUUGUAUUAACCUGACCGUAAAGCCGGUGGUGUCUUACCCGGUCAUCCGCUUUCGUUACUUCGACCCACGGCGGGUCACCGCAGUUAACCAGAUCCUCCAGCCCAGGACUCUUACUGUCUCAUUCCCUGGGUCGGUUUUACCCUCGGACGGAACUUCCAGCUCUGGAAAGGUAGAGCUAGGACCGGGGCCUGUUAACAUCACGCAAGUGGAGGAGGAACUUAGUGUGUUGGGUAAUAAAUUUAGCACCGCGACAGUCCCUGAAGCUGAGGUUGAUGUAGAAUGAGGUAGUUGCUUCCUCAAAGAGAGAUGAUGGAAUGGCAUGUGAC